AUGGCGCCCCCCAUUUUCAACCGUUUAAGAGCCAGGCUCGCCGGUACUCCCCCAAAGACAGAUGGUGCAGUUACCGAGGAACAGGCUGCAAAAGAUCGAGAAGUUCUGCAAAAGGCCAUUGGCGAUGCAGUUGCCGCCGCCCUCAACAACGAAGACUUUACCAAGGCCGUUGCCGGCCAUUUGGCUGUGCAGCUUCAGCCUUCCCUCAAAGCGGCCCUUGAUACAUCGACAGUCGAAACGACACUUCUAGCAUCAAAUGAGCAGCUAUCCCGCGGUUUUGAUGAAAACAACACUCAGACAACUUCCAGGCUCUCCGAGCUCUUGGCCUUGAUUAACACCAACAACGCCAGCACAACAGGGAAGAUAUCUACUCUCGAGGAAGCCGUCUCACAGAUCACCACAUCAUUAGCGGGCUUGAGCAACUCUCUCAAGUCCGUCCAAGAGCAAAUUGCGUCUCCAGACACCUCUAUUCUUACCUCCCACACUGCUGCCCUCGACAAGAUCUCUACCGAGCUCUCUACUCUCCAAGAACAGGGCCCAGCUCCCGUCGUUUCAGCCAUCUCUACCCACACCUCGAAGCUCGAUGCCAUUGCUGCCGACUUGGCUGCGGUCAAGGAGAACGCAGAAACUGCCGCGGCACUGAAGGCCGUCUCAUCCGACCUCGCUGCCAUAAAGACCGAUAUUGAAACUGGCUCGUCAUCCAGCAAGAGCGAUGUCUCCAACCUGAGCACGCAACUUGGCUCCAUCAUUACAACCCUCGAGGCGCAAACCAGCGCCCUCUCUGAAAUCAAGAGUGCCGAUGCUAGUGGGGAGGUCUUGGCCGGUGUCAAGACUGCCAAUGAGUCGCAUGCUGCACAUGCCAACUCUCUAUCUGAGCUUAGGGCGGCAACGGAGGCCACCAACCCUUCCCUCGCUGAUCUGAAGACUCAAGUUGCCAGCAUUGCCAGUAUUGUGUCAGAGAUUAAGAGCUCGAAUAUCAGUUCUGAAAUACUUGCAGCAGUCAAGGAAUCUGGAGAGUCACAGGCUGGCCUAUCCGCAAGCGUGUCUGAUAUCAAGUCAUCCAACGAGUCUUAUUCUGCCGUCCUUACUGAAAUCAAGUCUGCUGUUACCGCUCCUGCACCUGUAGCCGAGAAGACCGAUCUUACUCCUGUGGAGACGUCCCUCAAGACUAUCAUCACUACACUCGAUACACAAAACAGCACUCUCUCUGAAAUUAAAACUGCUGCUACAAGCACUGAUAUUUCCGCUACUCUGGCAACUCACGGCUCAACAUUAGCCGAGAUCAAAGACUCUAAGUCGUCCGCUGAACUUUUGGCUGGCAUCGAGGCUAUCAAGACAGAUCUUGGUCAAUCCAAGGCCCAACUCGACAAGCUUAGCACCGAAGAAAUUCUUGGAGAAGUCAAGUCUGUCAAGUCCCUCAUCGAGGCUAUUCCUGCACCAGCAACUAGCAAGGACGAUGAGAUUCUUGCCAAGGUUGAAUCCGUGAAAGGCCUAGUCGAAGCUAUCCCUGCUCCCACACCGAUCACCUUCAAAGAUGAUGAGAUCCUAACUGAGAUUGCCUCUGUCAAGACUCUUAUUGGGGCUAUUCCUGCGCCUGCUACGGUCACGGUCAAGGACGAUGAAAUCUUGGAGGAAGUCAAGUCUGUGAAGGCGCUUGUUGGAACCCCUGUGGCAAACAAGGAUGACGAGAUACUCACCGAGAUUAAGGCCGUUCAGGUCCUGAUCGCAAAGAGGGAUACAAAGGCAGCAGAAGUUGGAGAUAAUGAUAAAGGCGUGGAAGUUCCGGAAGCUAAGAAGGUAGAGGCCAAUGGUACCAAGGUCGAAGCGGCGGAAGUUGACACCUCAGCCUAA
Venustampulla echinocandica is the source of this 1851-nucleotide messenger RNA. RefSeq lists its product as uncharacterized. NCBI's taxonomy places the organism in Eukaryota, Fungi, Ascomycota, Leotiomycetes, Helotiales, Pleuroascaceae. The record is from RefSeq and is a predicted model, not a curated record. The transcript has a single exon. The coding region runs from base 1 to 1851 and encodes 616 amino acids.